GCCCCAUUUAUUUCAUUCGCGUGUAACUUCCGAACAAAACCUACUGGGAAGGAAGGUCUGGAAAAAAUCAUUUGCAGAACACACAAACACACACCCCAACCCAACCCCUGAGAGAGAGAGACAACUUCGUAGAACUCUAGAGAGAGAGAGAGAGAGAGAAAGAGAGAGAGAGAAUCAAGAGAAUGGAAAGUGGGGAGAGAAGCUAGAUAACGAGAGAGAGAGAGGGAAGAGAGAAACUGGGUUCUGGUGGGAAUUGAUUAUUGAGAUCUUGUCCCUCCUACAAUGGCCACCUUGUAGUGGACAAGGGUUUGUUCGUCGGAUCAACGAUCACUGGGAAGGUCUCAAAUUUCGCAAUUUCGGACAAAUUGGGGUUCCGAUCAGGGCACUGAUUGUGUAUUGAGGAGGUGAAGUUUAGUUUAUUUUAGGGUUUUGUUGGAGUGACUCUGUAAUUGUGAUGCGAGUGUGUAAUGGGCGCAAGCUUCGAUCUUUUAUAGAAUCGACUCAGACUUGGAUUGAGUAGAUGUGGUGAUGCGCCGUCGGGCAUUGAAAUUGCAUGAGAGGUUGUUUUGGGCAUUAAAGAGAAUCACUUGUAUAAAAUUCUUCUUUGUAGGUGAAACCGUUCUGGGUUUUUGCCAUUUUUGAGUGUUUGAUCUUAAUUGGGGAAUGCUUUUGGAAUUGGGUUUUGGUUACAGAGUGGAGGUGAUGGUUCUGUGUUGGCUAAUCAGGCAAACCAGAAGAUCAGAUCGUAGUGGACAUUCUUCUUUCCUCAGAAAACCAUUUGGAUUAACCUAGUUUCAGCGGAAUCUGUACCCAAAGAGUUGCAUUUAUUUGGGCGAUUUUCCAUCUGGAGUUUGCAUACAGAGUGUUAUUAUUAAUAUUAUACAGUAUUUUGGAUCAAUUAGGUGCUUUAGUAAGCUUUUAACUUUGAAGUGAAAUCUGAGCUAAUCUGUACAAUCCUGUGUACAUUUGGAGCUAAAAAAGUAACUUGAAUUUGGUGAGUUCUGAACUUUCUGAGUGGUGUAGUUCCGGGAAGUCAUGGAGUGUUAUUGAAGCUGGAAAUGAAUGUGGGGAUAUGGUGCAUGGACAGGUGCAUAGUUGCUGGUUCCUUCAAUCAUCGGAACAGUGCUGCUGGAAAGUAACUGAAGCUUUUGUGUUGCUGGACUUUUGCUCUUUUGCUUAUUUCAACAUUGUGUGCAAUGUCUCGCUGCUUUUCAUUUCCGCCGCCUGGAUAUGAAAAGAAGGCAAGAACUGAUGACACCGACUUGCUAAAAAAGGAGAAGCACAGAGAAAAAAAGCAUAAGAAGGAAAAGAAGGACAAGGAGAGGAGUGAAGGCAAAGAGAAAAGGGAGAAAGAUAGAAGUGAUGGAAAAAAUAGAGAAAAGAAAGACAGGAAGGAAAAACACAGGGACAAAAGGAAGGAUAAGGACAAAGACAAAGACAAAGACAAAGAAAAAGAUAAAAGCAGCACGACAGAGGAUAAGAGAAUUGCUGGUCAAUAUGAGAGUUCCAAUGGAGAAAAGACCGUUCACAAAGAGAGAGAGUGGGAUAAAAGCAAAAGCAGUAUUUCAAAUGAAAAGAAACAUGGUCAAAGUGGAGAGAAGCCUAUUCGAAACAACUUUUUGUCUGCGGAGGCUGGGGAUUUUAAAUUUGUGCAGGAAUUCGGCAGGAGGAUUAGAGAUGAAGAAAAAGGAACUGGGAGCCAGUUGGUUCAGAGACUUCCAGGCACAGAACAGAAAAAUGAUGAAUGGACGGAUAGAGUGGCGGUCAGGGAUACUGGAAUUCCUGUUGAAGGGAAGGAAAAGAAAAAGGAGAAAAGAAUUGAUAAUAGGAAGAUUGAUGGGCAAGGAAUCGGAGGUGAAGCAAGAUCUAGUGGCAGUACAGUGGUCCAGAACCUUGCUGGAAUGGUCCAAAAUAGAGUUGAAGGAAUGCCAAGACCAUUGGAGAAAAAUGUUGAGAGAAGAAUGGAAGAGAAAGAGAAAUCCAAAGAGAGGGAGGGCGGUGAGAAACGAGGGGACAAGCGGAAGGAUAAGGACAGGGAGAAGAAAAGGCAUGGGAAAGAUAAAGACAUGGAAAACGAAAAGAAAAAAGAGGAGAAAGUGAAGGAGAAAAGUGAACAUAAGAAUAAGGAUCAGGAUAAAUCCAAAGAGAGGAAACAGAAUGACCUUCUGGGCACUCAGAAUAUUAAAGCUUCACAUGUUGCCAAGGAUAGUGAUAAGAACACUGGUACCACGGGAAAUCUCAAGAAAAGAAAAGAAUUUGAGGCGAAUGGAUUUUUACAUGAAACUGAUGUUAGGCCUAAUAAAAUACCAAGACCCAGUCCUCUUCCAUCAACAGAGAAUGGAAGGAAAUUGGAACCUUGCCAAACUCCCAUCCCAUUUACUUCUGAAAGGCAGGGGCCACAAAAUAGUCUCAGGGUCGAUAACAAGGAGCACAAAGUUAAUGGUGUGAUAGAAGCUCAGUCAUUGUCUCUCUCAAAAAAGUCAUCAUCUGCAACUACACAAGCUGAUCAUAUUGCUCAAGCUUCAACGAAGCCACCCCAUCCUGAUUGCAAAUACUUGAGCCAGGUACUCUCAGUUCCUAAAAUGGAGGAAUGGUCCGAUUUUGAUGACCAGGAGUGGUUGUUUAGCAGCAAAGGUUGUUCAUCAGAGAAGCCUGACGUGGGAUCUGGUGGGGUCACUGAGAUGCCAAGUGUAUGGGCUGAAGCUCUGCAGAUAGAAUCCGCUGAUAUUCUUGCUCUGCCUUAUGUCAUUCCUUACUGAUGGGUAUUGAUGCGAUAGAAGCUCAAUCAUUGUCCAUCUCAAAAAGUUACCAUCGGUGAUUACACAAGCUGAUCAAAUUGCUCGAGAUUCAAUGAUGCCACCCCAUCUUGAUUCCAAGUAUUUGGCUUAGGUACUUUAAUGGUCUAAUUUUGAUGACAAGGGUGGCUUUUUUGCCCGAGGACCAGAGAAGCCCACAAUGAUUGGUUGGGCAUGAUUGGCUGAGGUGAGAGCUCUUCAGACAAGCAAACUAGGUGAAUAUAGGCAGCAUACAAGCACUUGAGAGAUGAAUUUCUGGUUUUGUUAUUGCUGCAUUCUUUCAUUAUGCACUCCUCUGUUGCGGUAAGUAUUGUGUGACUGAUUACCUUGUCUGAAAUUAUUUCAAGUGAAAUGAAAUCUGUUACACACGUUGCUUGCUCUGCAGUAGGUUGGUGUGUAUUUGCAGGGGCUAGGAUAGAGGGUGAUUUUUUUGCCUUCUUGACUUAAACAACUAAUUCAUUGAAAUUGGAAAGAUGCCAUGAGUUCCCAGAGGCAACAAAGGAGAGAGUUGUUUAAAAUGUGAGGUGGUAUAAGCUUGUGCUAUGUUAUUUUUUUAUUUCCUUAAAGCUGAGCUGCUCUUUCUAAUCGAGUGUAGAAGAAACCAGGUGUGGUCUUUGCAACUCCACAAUUUUGAUUUGUAACAUAGAACUCUUAUUUACAAGAAAUGUAAGAUAGAGGGAAACAAAAGAGGUAGCCUCAUUCAUUUGAUUAAUGUCAUAUUUAGUCAUUUAUAAUCACAUUUACUUCUAAAGUUUUCUGAUAGCUGCUGUAUAGUCUGUAGUUUCUUCUCAGUGGAUUCUUGGCCCUUUGUUUUCUGUGUUUGGCAACAGUGUUAACCGACUUCCAGAUUUGGUAUACUAUUUCCAUUUUCGUGA
This is a messenger RNA of Camellia sinensis, 3670 nucleotides long. RefSeq lists its product as uncharacterized. NCBI's taxonomy places the organism in Eukaryota, Viridiplantae, Streptophyta, Magnoliopsida, Ericales, Theaceae. The record is from RefSeq and is a predicted model, not a curated record.